Pelobates fuscus (common spadefoot toad) is the source of this 659-nucleotide messenger RNA. RefSeq names its product ergosterol biosynthesis 28 homolog (gene ERG28). Lineage: Eukaryota; Metazoa; Chordata; Amphibia; Anura; Pelobatidae. Bases 124 to 552 code for a protein of 142 amino acids. Gene Ontology annotation, molecular function: protein-macromolecule adaptor activity. The record is from RefSeq and is a predicted model, not a curated record. The transcript is spliced from 5 exons. Gene Ontology annotation, cellular component: endoplasmic reticulum; membrane.
UAUCUAUGAAGGGGCGGGGUCUGAGCCAUAGAUUUAAACCAUCAGUACUGCUUAAUGUAUAGCAUUGGACAACAGAGGAUAUUCACGGCUUUGUAUUAAAUAUCCACCAGUUCGGUGUCCAGGAUGAGUCGGUUCCUCGCAGUGCUGCGCAGUUGGCUCAUGAUGGUGGCUAUCAUUGCAGCUGGGAAUACAUUUCAGUGCUUCCAGGACUCCAGUUUCCUGAGAGAUAAAUUGUAUACGGGCAGACCAGGCCAGGUGAAUGGUCUCCAGGCGCGUACGUUUGGGGUGUGGACUCUGCUGUCCUCCAUUAUACGCAGUGCCUGCGCCAUCGAUAUCCGGAAUAAGACUCUCUAUUACAUCACUUUAGGGACCUUCGUCCUGGCAUUGGGUCACUUCCUGGCGGAGGUUUUCAUUUACCAGACUGCAGAGAUGACAAUAGGCAUCAUGGCUCCCCUAAUGGUCGCCAGUUUUUCCAUCCUGGGAAUGCUGAUUGGGUUGCAAUAUCUGGAAGUCAGUGAACCCAUCGCCUCCCUCAAUAAGAAGAAGAAUUGAUUACAGAUGGGCACACACACCAAGUGGAAUAACUAACUUUACAUGUCUGCGUCUUGUAUGCCGGCAAAAUAAGGACUUUUGAUUCAAUAAAAGGAGGUUUUAUUAAA